AUUCACUGAAUUGCUAGCUGCUAGCUAGCCGGUUUUACUCAGUCGGUGUGUCGGAGCUGCUACAAAAUGUCAGAUUUUGACGAGUUUGAGAGACAGCUGACUGAAAACAAGCAAGCAGACAGAGACAAGGAGAACAAGCACCACCGGCGGAGUGGCUCGAGAAGUCGCAGCAGAGACCAUGAUAGGAAGAGGAGGAGUGGGGACAGAGAACGGAGAGGCAGCCGAGAUCGUCAUGGAGAUAGCAAGGAUCGCAGACACAGACGCAGUCGUUCCCCGCACCGUGAGAAGAAAAAGUUUAAAGUAAAGAAGUACUGGGAUGUUCCCCCUCCGGGUUUUGAACACAUCACACCCAUGCAGUACAAAGCCAUGCAAGCUGCAGGUCAGAUCCCAGCUACUGCUCUGCUUCCCACUAUGACCCCUGAGGGUCUGGCUGUAACCCCAACACCUGUUCCUGUGGUGGGCAGCCAGAUGACUCGACAAGCCCGGCGUUUGUACGUUGGCAACAUCCCCUUCGGUAUCACAGAGGAGUCCAUGAUGGACUUUUUCAACGCUCAGAUGCGUUUGGGUGGCCUGACUCAGGCCCCAGGAAAUCCAGUCCUUGCUGUUCAGAUCAACCAGGACAAGAACUUUGCCUUUCUGGAGUUCCGCUCAGUGGAUGAGACCACGCAGGCCAUGGCGUUUGAUGGCAUCAUUUUCCAGGGACAGAGUCUAAAGAUUCGCCGACCACACGACUACCAACCUCUACCAGGCAUGAGUGAAAACCCCAGCGUCUACGUCCCAGGUGGUAUCACUUGUUCUCUCUCUGUAGGCGUGGUCUCCACAGUGGUACCUGAUUCGGCGCAUAAACUCUUCAUCGGUGGUCUGCCAAAUUACCUCAAUGAUGAUCAGGUAAAAGAAUUGCUGACGUCAUUUGGUCCCCUAAAGGCGUUUAACCUUGUGAAAGACAGCGCUACAGGCCUCUCAAAGGGUUAUGCCUUCUGUGAAUAUGUUGACGUCAAUAUCAGUGACCAGGCCAUCGCGGGUCUAAACGGAAUGCAGCUGGGUGACAAGAAACUCCUGGUCCAAAGAGCAAGCGUGGGCUCCAAGAACACCACCCUGACGGGGAUAAACCAGACUCCAGUGACCCUGCAGGUUCCAGGUCUAAUGAACAGCUCGGUCACCCAGAUGGGUGGCAUUCCCACAGAAGUCCUGUGUCUGAUGAACAUGGUGGCCCCGGAGGAACUGCUGGAUGAUGACGAGUAUGAAGAGAUCGUGGAAGACGUCAGAGACGAGUGCUCCAAAUAUGGCCAGGUCAAGAGCAUCGAAAUCCCACGCCCUGUCGACGGCUUGGAAGUUCCUGGCACUGGAAAGAUCUUUGUGGAAUUUAUGUCAGUGUUUGACUCUCAGAAAGCAAUGCAAGGGUUAACAGGAAGGAAAUUUGCCAACAGAGUGGUUGUGACUAAGUACUGCGACCCUGAUGCCUACCACCGCCGUGACUUCUGGUAGAAACGGGACAGAUUCAAGAGCGAGAGAAACUCAGAUGGCCUGAUUUCAACCUUUCGGAAACUCCUGAUUUUGUAGGUUUACGAAAUCUCAGAGGGUGUGUGCUUUUGUUAAAAAACAUGACACGUGAUUGGUCAAAAUCGAUGUGAUGUUUUUUGACAACAUUGAAGUAUGUGAAAAGCUUUAUAAUGGGAAAGCAGACUGUACCAGACUGUCAUUGUCUACAGAAAAGGAUCAACUGGACAUGCCACCAAACUUCCAUCUUAAUUUUGGCUCAUGUUGAUUUUUGUCUAUUCCCCCAAGUGUUUUAAAUGCCUAUUAUGUCUGUGCAGCUCCCACGCUUUAAGCCCAACUGAUCGGAUAGGACUAAUAGGAUGAUAAAAAGUACGGAGUUAAUGAAGCUGAAGGGAGACUGACAUUGACAACAACAACAACAAAAAUGAAUGUUACACUCGAAGAACAAGGAAUCAAGAGAAGGGGCUAUGUGGAGAGGUCUUUGUUUUUAUGUGUUUUUUUUAUUGAGGCUGUGAAAUGUUUUUGUGUUUGGGCUAAGUGUAAAUGUGUGCAGUGAGAGAAGUUUCUGGGUCAUCUCUUGACACCAUAUAUGUCUGAGGUAAGCCCUCUACAGGCAUCUUGUAGAGGUUGAGUCUUACCACUUGUCUAUACUGUCCUUCCCCACUAUCCCCUGCUCUUACUCUCUUUCUUUCCUUUCACAUCUCCUAAUAGUUGUACUGUUUCUUGUGAACUCUGUUUUCCCGGCCCCAUUGAACCAAAUUUGUACCCAGUGGAAGCUGUUUUUUUCCUUUUAUUUCUUUUAAUUUUUAUAUAUUCUGUAUCUAACUGUCCACUGCUGUUUUUUAAAACUGUAAUAAGCUGAGUUGAUUUAAUACAAUGCAUUUAUGUAUGAUGACCAGAAGAAGGUUCUGGUGAAAUAAACUUGAUGCAUUUGAA
Molecule: messenger RNA, 2433 nt
Organism: Triplophysa rosa
Lineage: Eukaryota; Metazoa; Chordata; Actinopteri; Cypriniformes; Nemacheilidae
Gene: u2af2a
Product: U2 small nuclear RNA auxiliary factor 2a
Exons: 11
Coding region: 67-1485 (472 amino acids)
Biological process (GO): female sex differentiation; mRNA processing
Cellular component (GO): nuclear speck; nucleus; U2-type prespliceosome
Molecular function (GO): pre-mRNA 3'-splice site binding; poly-pyrimidine tract binding
Source: RefSeq, a predicted model, not a curated record